AUGGAGCAAAUUCUGGCGGACGAGGCGCGGGGGGAUGUGCUUGUGAUCGACGGCCGGCAGGUGGCGGGCGGCGGCGACGUGGCGGCUCUGUGGAGCGCGUGCGAGGAGAGGGUGGCCGUUAGGGGCGCGCGCAGCGUGGAGUGGAGGGCAGAGGGCGUGCUGCGCAAGAAGCUCACCACACCGCAUGCCAUCUCGCAGGCAGCAUGGGUGCGAAUGCACGGGGAGGCGGCGCUCUCAUCACUCGCGCUGCUGCACGCGCAUGGCCUCACACUCGCCGCCACCAAUGGUGACAUGCACGAGAUGCCGCUGCCCUUCGCCUGCUCGCGCCUCUGGCCCCUCCCCAUCGGCCUGCUGCUGCAGCCCCUGCCGUCCCAGCCGUCUCUGCAUUCCCUGCCCACACAAACACACGCCUUCCCCCCAUCUACACCUCUCCCCAUGCACCCCCUCUCCCCUUUCGCCUCCGCACCUUUUCCGGCCUCCCCUCCAUUCGCCUUCCCCAUCCCCACUGCCACUGCUCCCUUCCCCUCGCCCGCCUCCCCCAUUCCGUUCCCGGCUCUCUCCCCCCACACGUCUGCCAUCACCCCCUCCCUACCUGCUCCUGCCACUGCCGCCACCGCCGGUGCUGGUGGGGCAGCUGGCGGGCAGGCAGGGCGGGCAGCGGGUGGCGCGAUGGGUGCUGUUGACUGGGCGGAUGGGGCAGUGGGUGGGGCGCACAUGGGGGGUGCUUUCAUGGAGGCAGGGUGCUUCACGCUCUCACAUGCUCAUGAGGAACUGCAGCCAGUGGCCAUGGAGGUCGGGCCACCGUGGCAGCAGGGAGGGGGCGAGGAGGUGCUGUGGUCAUCCACCGAGGUGCCGCUGCUCGCCACCUUCAACCACGCAACCUGUCUUUCACUGGCAACUUCAUGUGCGUCCACACCAUCAUGUGCGGCCACACCAUCAUGUGCGUCCACACCAUCAUGUGCGUCCACACCAUCAUGUGCGUCCACACCAUCAUGUGCGUCCACACCAUCAUGUGCGUCCACACCAUCAUGUGCGUCCACACCAUCAUGUGCGUCCACACCAUCAUGUGCGUCCACACCAUCAUGUGCGUCCACACCAUCAUGUGCGUCCACACCAUCAUUUGCGUCCACACCAUCAUGUGCGGCCACACCAUCAUUUGCGUCCACACCAUCAUGUGCGGCCACACCACACCAUCAUGUUCACUCCAACCAUUGCUUCACUUCCCACCGUCCAUCCUCUCACCACUCUUAUGCACACUCCAUGCUCAAGUGGCCCAUCUACUCUCCGCCUUCCCCCUUUGCGCACACCACAACCCUUCCCCCCUCAGCCCGCCGCCAGCACUCCGUGUGGCACCUGCGCUACCUCCCGCACCGCUUCCUGCACCAAUCACCUGACGCCACGUCAGCAGCAGAGCUGGACCCGCUACUUGCCGGGCUGAGCCCCGUGUCUCCUGCAACAGCUGCAGCUGCUGGGAGGGCGGGGGGCCAGGAGAGCAUGUCGGCAGGGAGAGGGGGCGGUGGGGGUGGGGGGGAUGCAGGCAUGGUGGGCGAUCUGAGGCUGCAGGCGGGGGCGAGGGGAUGUGGGGGGGAGUGUGGGCAGUGGGGACAGGCGGGGGCGAGGAGGGGGAAGAGGAGGCGCGGCAGGCCCCGCCAGCGCUUGUGGGUGCGACACGUGGCGUAUGGGGGGGCAGGGAACGGUCCGGGCAAAGGGGAGGCGGAGGAGGAGGAGAGCAGGGCCGAUGGGGAAGGGGGGAGUGGGGGAGGCGGGAAUGAGGGCAGCGGGAGGGUGGUGCACAUGGAGGGGCGGCGCUGCUGGUCGGUGGAGGCUGUCUCCGCUGUGGCUCUGAGCCACACAGCUCCCGUCACCCCUCUGCACCGCAUCAAUCGCUUUCUCCUGGUUGCGGACUGGCAUGGCUCGCUCACGCUGAUGGUGGGUCAUCACAGCCACCUUGCUUCCACUGCCUUGUACCACACACGCACCACUCAAUGUAUCCCUGGAGCACCUCACAGGCACCUCACAGGCACCUGA
Closterium sp. NIES-65 is the source of this 2028-nucleotide messenger RNA. The record is from the annotation of a GenBank genome assembly. NCBI's taxonomy places the organism in Eukaryota, Viridiplantae, Streptophyta, Zygnematophyceae, Desmidiales, Closteriaceae.